CUCCAUGCAGGAGGGGGAGUAUAUAGAGGAACACAGGUCUGUACAAGGACGUGAUGAUGGAGAAUCACCGGCCCCUCACAUCACUGGAUGGGCCCAGUAACAGAGAUACCCCAGAGAGAUGUCCCCGUCUUCUGUAUUCCCAGGAUUGUACAGAGGAGAAUCACAGGAUCCCACAGGAGGAUCAGGUAGAACGCCUGUCUGAUAUUAAAACAGAAAAUAUAGAGGGAGAAGAGACGUAUCUAACUGUUGUAAAGGUAGAAGAUACAGAUGAAGAAGAGAUGUAUCUAACUGUUGUAAAGGUAGAAGAUACAGAUGAAGAAGAGACGUAUCUAACUGUUGUAAAGGUAGAAGAUACAGAGGGAGAAGAGACGUAUGUGAGGGGUGAUCAGCAGUGUAAGGAGGAGGAGAUCCCUACAGAUAUCAGCACAGGUGGACACACAAGCAGGAAUAUCUCAGAAGGACAUCUAAUGUUAUCCCCGGAUUGUGACAUAAAAGAUAAUGACAGUAGACAGGAUUCUCCAGGAGAUAACCCCAUUACCCCAAUUAUACAUCCAGCUCUAUCAGCUGAUCCCCCUGAUCCUGGGAAAUGUUCUGCUGAUCACUCUGAUAUUGGUGCAUCUGUUACAGCUCUGACAGUAGAUACAGUGUUUCCCUGUUCUAUAGAUGCCAAAUGUUUUACACAGAACACAAAGCGUAUUACCCAUCAGCCAGCUAAGGCAGGGGAGAGGCCAUUUCCAUGUUCUGAGUGUGGGAAAUGUUUUACAUACAAAUCAGGUCUUGUUUCACAUCAGAGAAGGCACACAGGUGAGAAGCCAUUUUCAUGUUCUGAGUGCGGGAAAUGUUUUACAUACAUAUCGCUUCUUGUAAUACAUAAGAGAAUACAUACUGGUGAGAAACCAUAUUCCUGUUCUGAGUGUGGGAAAUGUUUUACAUACAAAACAACUCUUGAUGCACAUAAGAGAAGUCACACAGGUACAUCACAAUAUCCAUGUAUGGAGUGUGGGAAAUAUUUUGCACAGAAAUCACAACUUGCUAGACAUCAGAGAAGUCACACAGGUGAGAGGCCAUUUCCAUGUUCUGACUGUGGAAAAUGUUUUGCACGGAAAUCCCACCUUGUUACACAUCAGCUAAGUCACACAGGCGAGAAGCCAUUUCCAUGUCCUGAGUGUUGGAAAUGGUUUGCACAGAAAUCAGAUGUUGUUAAACAUCAGAGAAAUCACACAGGUGAGAAGCCAUUUCUAUGUCCUGAGUGUGGGAAAUGUUUUGCACACAAAUCAGAUCUUGUUAGUCAUAACAGAAGUCACACAGGGGAGAAUCCAAUUUCUUGCUCUGAGUGUGGGAAAUGUUUUAGACGGAAAUCACAACUUGUUAUACAUCAGAGAAGUCACACAGGCGAGAAGCCAUUUCCAUGUCCUGAGUGUGGGAAAUGUUUUACACAGAAAUCACAACUUGUUAUACAUCAGAGAAGUCACACAGGCGAGAAGCCAUUUCCAUGUCCUGAGUGUGGGAAAUGGUUUGCACAGAAAUCAUAUCUUGUUAUACAUCAGAGAAGUCACACAGGUGAGAAGCCAUUUCCAUGUCCUGAGUGUGGGAAAUGUUUUGCACACAAAUCAGAUCUUGUUAGUCAUAACAGAAGUCACACAGUGGAGAAUCCAAUUUCUUGCUCUGUGUGUGGGAAAUGUUUUACACGGAAAUCCCAUCUUGUUAUACAUCAGAGAAGUCACACAGCUGAGAAGCCAUUUCCAUGUUCUGAGUGUGGGAAAUGUUUUGCACUGAAAUCAUCUCUUGUUAGACAUCACAGAAGUCACACAGGUGAGAAGCCAUUUUCUUGCACCGAGUGCUGGAAAUGUUUUACACGGAAAUCCCAUCUUGUUAUACAUCAGAGAAGUCACACAGGUGAGAAGCCAUUUUAAUCUUCUGGAGUAUACUUAUCAUUGCCAUGCGUUGUUCUUCAAGGUUCUUAUCCUAUCUUCUAUGCUUUUUGCAAUAUACAUGCUACCACUGGGUUAAAUAAUUAGAUGUCAUGCCCUCAUCUGCUGCUGCUAUACAGAUGACCUGUCUUUUACUCAGUGUACCGAGAACCCAGUACCAAUCCUAAAUGGUUGUCUAGCUGAGCUCCAGGUGUGGGUGAUGCCAGUUGGCUGUGAAACAGGUCCAUAUGAUAGAAGCUCACCAAUAAAGGACAGGGCUACAGCUCAGCUUUGCAAACCAAUCAGACUUACGCUUGGGGGUUCAGAGUUACAAAAUGCUGAUCCUGUGCGGAAUCUAGGUGUCCUGGAUGGUGGAGUGUAACUUAGACAUCAGGUAUCUACCACAAUUGGAUCCUCAUCUGAGGAACAUAGCCAGACUCCAGCACUUAUUUCCCUCAGAAAAUCUACCUACUGUCAUACAUGCACUUGUAGCAUCACACAUAGACUACUGCAAUGUCCUCUACCUGGGUCUCCCAGCAAAAUAAUUGCCCCGGUUGUAGCUUGUACAGAAUGCAGCAGCCAGGCUGUUACCUAACCAGCCCGUUCCUGCCACAUCACACCCAUUCUCUGCUCCCUUCACUGGCUGCCUGUAAGAUGGUGACUCUGGGCCUAAUUCAGGUUGGAUUGCAGUGUGUGACCCAAACGGAAUUCAGAAAAAGUUGUGGAUGCAUGCGCAGCGCCAAUACUGCGCAUUCGCCCUCAUUUUCUGCAGAACAUGCGAUUGCCUGUCAGGCAGAGGCAGUCACGUGGGGUAAGCGGGCAAUGCUCCAUUUCCAGGGAGGAUGCGGUGCGGGGGCGGUGUGAAUGGAGGGCAGAGGCAGACAAACGUGCAUCAUCACGGUGGCUUUGUGACAUCACAUGCAGCCGCCGUGAUUGAGGAGAAUGCGGUGGUCCUGCGGGUGCAGCUUAGCUGCAGCAGCAGGAGGCUUCACUAAUUUCUACGAUGAAGCAGAAAUUGUGAGGCAAUCGCAUUUUCUGCUUCAUCAGGGGGGAGGUGGCGGUCAGCAUGCUGGGUGGCCUUGCCCUGCGAUGGGCAGCCCCUAGCGCGCUAGGAAAAGGAUUGCAAAUUCUUCUAAUUAACAGCAUCUGCAAUCCUUACUGAAUUAGUCCCUCUAUUAAAUAAUCUUACUGACUCUCCCAGCCUUGCAUGACCAUGGUACCAGAAGCAGCUUCUGCCUCCGUACUGCCCUGGUUACUUCCAUCUGUUGAUGAAGGACUUAGCAGUACCAUAAAUUCCCAAGCAGUGCUUAGAUGUCGGGGAGACAGGGUGGGUGGCAGUAGUGCAGUAGCGGGGGCUGCUGGAGGCAGUGUCUAAGUGGGCAAUGUCCCCAAGCAGCGCUGAGGAGGGUGACAGGGCAGGGGGCAGUAGUGGGAACAUUUGGAGGCAGUGUCUAUGUGGGUAUACAUCCACAAGCAGGGCUGAGAUGUCAGAGUGGGGAGAC
Messenger RNA from Pseudophryne corroboree (corroboree frog), 3412 nucleotides. Its product is annotated as gastrula zinc finger protein XlCGF26.1-like. Lineage: Eukaryota; Metazoa; Chordata; Amphibia; Anura; Myobatrachidae. Bases 54 to 1913 code for a protein of 619 amino acids. The record is from RefSeq and is a predicted model, not a curated record. The transcript has 4 exons.